Messenger RNA from Eleginops maclovinus (Patagonian blennie), 1851 nucleotides. Its product is annotated as transmembrane protein 237B-like. The transcript is spliced from 14 exons. The record is from RefSeq and is a predicted model, not a curated record. The coding region runs from base 379 to 1611 and encodes 410 amino acids. NCBI's taxonomy places the organism in Eukaryota, Metazoa, Chordata, Actinopteri, Perciformes, Eleginopidae. Gene Ontology annotation, cellular component: ciliary transition zone. Gene Ontology annotation, biological process: cilium assembly.
ACGUCAGUGUGUUUUCGGUUAUAGCUCCUCCAGAGAGCCUCCUGGAUGCUCGAUCCUCGAUGUGCAUUUGGAGAAAUUAGAUGUCCUUUAACAUGGCGUGCUGAAAUCGAUUUCCGGUUGUCAAGGAGUCUAGGAGGCGAACAUCGAAAAAUUAGGGCUUUUGUAUGGGAGCCUUUAUUUUGAAGGAACGGAAGUCUUGAGUCCUACGCGCAAAUGCAUCCGGGUAACGGCUCUCUUCUCAUGCAGAGCAUACACACAGUAAAGAAUCAUAACAAGUAGCGGUUUAUCUAAGUUUUAACGGCUGUAGUCCUUAAUUAAACUAAAGGUUAUGUCACGGUAUGUUUAUAUUUAGUCGUAUUUCUUUGAGAGUUGAAAAAUAUGGACACAGGCGGCUCAAAGAGAAUGCGGUCCAGAGAGCUCCCCCCUCUUCCACAGCGAGGACCACGAGCGCUUCCCACAAUGCCGAGUCAAGACACAGCUGAGGAAGCACCAGCACAGAAGCGUAGGAAGAAGAAGAAAGGGAAAAAGGAGACGAAUGGAGUCGAUGAUAGUGACGAUCAUGGGAUGGAGAUGGGUGGUGUGGGCAGCGGGAGGGAAUCUGAGAAUGGAGAACAUCUCAACUUUGAAGCGACGACAGACACAGCCCCCCAGAGGAGGAAGAAGAGAAAGAAGAGUCCUACUAUAGAUCAGGAUGAUGACCAAGCAGACCUGGUGAACAGAGAUGCAGCAGAUCAGACCACAGAUGGAGAGGAAGUGGUGAAAAAAUCCAGAAAGAAAAAGAAGUCAAAAGUGGUCGAGUCGCAGUUACCGGAUGAGUUCGACGUAGAAGAGAACGACAUCAUCUCCGACACCCCCCCUCCCAUCUCCCAGCAUCCCCUGUUCUCGGCCCCGCAGGGUCAGAGCAAGCCGGUGGGGAAGGUGUUUGUGGAGAGGAACAAGCGUUUCCAGGCGGCGGAGCGCUCCGACUGGAGGAAGACGAGCGUCAAGACGGAGAACAUGACGGACUUCCACAACAGGCAGCCGCUCUGCACCACCAGAGACGUUUCCCUGAGAGUGCACAGCGGCUUCAGGGUGUUCGGUCUGUACUGUAAUGGCCUUCUGGCGGGCUGCGCCCUGUGGAACAUGGUGGUGGUGUACAUGUUGGCGGGGAAGCAGCUCACCGCUCUGUCCAACCUGCUGCACCAGUACCACAGCCUGGCCUACCCCGCGCAGUCCUUGCUCUACCUGCUGCUGGCCGUCAGCACCGUGGCUGCCUUCGACAGAGUGAACCUGACCAAAGGCUCUGUGGCUCUGCAGGAGUUCAUCACACUGAACCCCGUCGCCCUCGCCUCUUUCUUGUAUUUCUCUGCGCUGAUCCUCUCUCUGAGCCAGCAGAUGACCAGCGACCGCAUCAACCUGUACCCAGCCUUCAACACUACUCUAUGGCCACCAGGGUUGGAGCAACAGAUUCUGCACCCGUGGGUGACAGUGAACCUGGUGGUGGCUCUGCUGGUGGGGCUGGCCUGGAUCUUCAUUGCCACACGACCAGAAACAGACUACACUCACGAUUAUCUGGACGCCAUGAGGAUUGAGACUCCAAAACAAGAGGACAAAUCUGAAAUGACCGCCUGAGAUUCUGUACAUUUCAUCUGGGGUGUAUGGUUCGGCUUUGUUGCCAUUUUGCACAUAUUUUUGCACUGUACUUUGCUAGUGAAUUUGAAAUGUGUUGUAGAUACUUUUUUGUAUUUUAAAAAUGUGACUGUGCUUAUGUCUUUAAAAUAUUUAUCCCCCAAAAAAUGUCUCUUUAUUACAUUUGCAAUGAAAUAGCUGUUUAUUAUGCAUAAAACCUGUUGAUUCAAAGGGGAAAUAAGA